Molecule: messenger RNA, 1340 nt
Organism: Desarmillaria tabescens
Lineage: Eukaryota; Fungi; Basidiomycota; Agaricomycetes; Agaricales; Physalacriaceae
Exons: 2
Coding region: 307-1032 (241 amino acids)
Molecular function (GO): FMN binding
Source: RefSeq, a predicted model, not a curated record
CACUCCGUGCCAACAACUAUCGGCGCCUGCACGGCUGAACUCGCAUAGAAAUUGGCUAUCUCAGUAUUGGCAACGGCGAGAAUAGAGAGGUAGAGCAAGAGCAAGCAUCGUAACAUUGUGGUGGUGGUGGUCGCUGACCAAGAGUGGUAAGCAUCGCGUCGGCUGUCGAACGCCUGUCAACUACACUUCUAUCACGACGACUACCAUGUGUGUAAAAAGUUGUACUAUGCUUGUACAGUAAAUCCCUCUGUAUUCACGGUCCUUCGAAUCACUGUUUUCUGCCGUAUUUCUUCCAUUCUUCGCAGUAUGGCUCCAGGUCCUCGAUGGAAACGGGCCAUCGAAAACGCCUUAGCAGCGAACGAGAAAUCAAUUGUCACUCAGCUGGCCUCCAUCGACCCUACGACACCGAUACCCCAUGUCCGUUCCCUCAUUUUCCGAGGUUUCAUCAACCCCACCACGAACCCAGAACUCCCUCUCUUACUCUUCACAACCGACAGCCGCACGCCCAAAACCUCGCAAAUAAUCUCGAAUCCUCACGUCCAGCUCGCAUGGUGGAUCGAGGGCGCGAAAGAGCAGUAUCGCGUCGCAGGUCUCGCGACCAUUAUCCCUGCCCCGACCAACAGCUUGUACAAGCACUUCCUCCACUCUACGCAAGCUGGAAACAGCAACGGCUCCAUGGGAAUACUCUUCAAAGAAGGCUUUGACUGGGAAGCGAAGAGGCAGGAAGUCUUCAAAAGCAUGAGUCCCUACAUGAAAGCAUCGUGGUGCCGGCCUACCCCUGGUUCACCGCUUGUAGGCGGAGAAGAAGAGGCGAAGAAAUGGCCUCUCAAGUUGGAGGAGCCUAAUGCCGAAGGAGAGUGGAGCAGUGAAGAGAACAAGCGCCUUUGGGAGACAGCGUUAAGCCAUUUCGCCUUGCUGGUGGUCGACCCGACGGACGUUGACUAUCUCGAGCUGGGACCUGUGCCAGAUCGCAGGACAAGGUUUUGGAGGAACGAUAAGGGUUCUUGGGACGAAGAGGCUCUUGUACCGUGAUUAUAUGCGCUGUACCUUUUUUUUCUAUUUCGUUAUCCUUUUAGACGUCCUUGAUAACUUACUAUGUACCAUUGCAGACAUUUCAUAGAAUACACGAUACCGUCGACACGUUGAAACAUAGAUAUCAUUGGUUGCCAUGACGGAGGGCGUAUGGUGGACUUUAGCAGGUUUCUUCCAAAGCUAAUAACCUUACCAGGGGAGGCUCGUGUCUCGCUGCAGGAAUAAGAUUUCUUGGGUCUGUACUUAGAUGCUGCAUCUCAAGCGCUGACCUGCCGCAGACAAUAGACAAGAAGCUCUCGAAUCUUCUG